Messenger RNA from Lolium rigidum, 2445 nucleotides. Its product is annotated as L-type lectin-domain containing receptor kinase SIT2-like. Gene Ontology annotation, biological process: protein phosphorylation. The record is from RefSeq and is a predicted model, not a curated record. Lineage: Eukaryota; Viridiplantae; Streptophyta; Magnoliopsida; Poales; Poaceae. Gene Ontology annotation, molecular function: protein kinase activity; carbohydrate binding; ATP binding. Gene Ontology annotation, cellular component: plasma membrane. The transcript has a single exon. Bases 129 to 2150 code for a protein of 673 amino acids.
GGAAGUGCCUACCACUCGUCAAAAAACUGCAAAACUGAGAGUCCUCACCACCGAGUAGAUAAAAAAGGUCCGGUGUUGCCCAUGUAUAAGAGUUACAUCCAUACAAGCACCCGCUUGCGCUAUUUUUUAUGUCCAUCUCCGAGAUGAAAUCUAUGUCCUUAUUGCUUCUCAAGCUACUCUUUCUUGGCCUUAGCUUCGUUGCCGGCGAUGACCACCAGUUUAGCUACUCCGGCUUUGCCAACAGAAACCUCACUAUCGACGGCACGGCAUCUGUCACGCCCAGCGGGCUACUUGAGCUUACAAAUGGCACGACCCUGGGCCAGGGCCACGCCUCCUACCCGACUCCGCUGCGCUUCCACAAUUCGUCCGAUGGGACCGUACAGUCCUUCUCAUUCUCGUUCGUCUUCGCCAUCAUCUCCCUCUACAACGACUUGAGCAGCAACGGCAUGACCAUGUUCAUUGCACCGAGCAAGAAUUUCUCUUCAGCGAUGCCGGUGCAGUACCUGGGUCUCCUUAACAGCCAGAACAACGGCAACCAGACAAACCACAUCUUCGCAGUCGAGCUCGACACCUUCAAGAACAUGGAGUUCCAGGACAUCAACGACAACCAUAUUGGUAUCGACAUCAAUGGUCUCCAGUCCAUACAAUCCCAUGAUGCUGGCUACUACGAUGACAAGAAUGGCACCUUCCAGGGACUGGGUCUCGAUAGCCAAGAGGCGAUGCAGGUAUGGGUGGACUAUAACAGAGAGAAGAUGCAGAUCAACGCCACCAUGGCUCCUCUCGGCAUGGCCAAACCUAAAACACCAACAGUAUCAGCCAACUACAACCUCUCCACUGUGCUCACAGAUGUGGCAUACAUCGGAUUCACAGCUGCAAUGGGAAAGAUAAACACGAGGCACUAUGUGCUUGGUUGGAGCUUUGGCAUGAAUGGUCCUGCCCCACCUAUCAAUGCCACCAUGCUGCCAAAACUGCCUCCUCGUCCUCAUCCCAAAGAACGCCGACGUCUCCGGGUAUUGGAGAUCACUUUACCACUAGCAACAGCAGCAUUCAUCCUAUCGGUGGCCAUUGUCGUUUCCCUACUUGUGCGGAGGCAUUUGAGGUACGCAGAGUUACAUGACGACUGGGAGGUCGAAUUCGGCCCACACCGGUUCUCGUAUAAGGAUUUGUUCCGUGCAACACAAGGAUUUGAUGACAAAAACCUCCUAGGAGCCGGAGGAUUCGGAAGAGUAUACAGAGGAGUGCUGCCAAGGAACAAAUUAAUGGUAGCUGUGAAGAGGGUGUCACAUGACUCCAGGCAAGGCAUGAAGGAAUUCAUUGCAGAAAUUGUUAGCAUUGGCCGCCUUCAGAAUCCAAAUCUUGUGCAGUUACUUGGAUACUGCAGGCGUCGCGGUGAGCUCCUGCUAGUGUAUGAGUACAUGCCCAAUGGAAGCCUUGAUAAGUACUUGUAUGGUGAAGUUGACAAGUCAACAUUAACAUGGGAUCAAAGGUUUCGGAUCAUCAGGGGCAUUGCAUCUGCGCUGAUUUAUCUCCACGAGGAGUGGGAGAAAGUAGUUGUCCACCGAGAUAUCAAAGCAAGCAAUGUGCUCCUUGAUGAUGAGUUAAAUGGAAGACUGGGUGAUUUCGGUUUAGCAAGGCUGUAUGAUCAUGGUGUUGAACAAGAAACUACUCGCGUUGUUGGCACCAUUGGUUACCUUGCUCCAGAGCUAGCACGCACAGGCAAGGCUACUCCUCUUACAGAUGUAUUUGCCUUUGGUACUUUUAUUCUUGAGGCCACUUGUGGACAAAGACCUAUAAUUCAAGGCACAGAAGAUACACAGCUCAUGUUGGUCGAUUGGGUGCUUGAGCAUGUGCAACAAGGAUCGCUUGCUGAUGCAAUAGACACAAGGCUUAAAGGGCACUACAAUGUUCAAGAGGCAUAUUUGGCACUGAAGCUUGGACUACUGUGCUCACACCCAUUUGCAUCUGCAAGGCCUAGCAUGCAGCAAGUGAUCCAAUACCUAGAUGGGCAUAUUGAACCACCUGAGCUCACAGCACACCAGAGCUUCCAAGCACUGGCCUUGAUGCAAAAUGAAGGGUUCGAUUCAUACAUCAUGUCAUAUCCUUCAUCAACUACUUUUGCGACAGUAUCAAGCAUUUCAGGAGGAAGAUGAUGACUCUGUUUGAUGAUGCUGAGAGUGGUUACUUAUCUACGAUGUACCUUGAAGAAUAUAUUACAUGGUUAAGGAGUCAUGGAUAUGAAAGCAUGUACUUUCUUAACUUCGAGAGCUGAAUUUGUUGCCUACUGAACAAGAUUGAUAGGUCUGGUAGAACGAUAAGUACAGAAAUAGUACCAUCUGAAUAAACAGUUUAUAAAAGGAGGUUUAGCCUCAAGUGCCGAGCUAUCAACUAUGUAAUAUAAAGAGUUUUGUUGUUUCUAUCUCUUCAUAAAAAUAUUGUGUGUUUGUU